CAUGUAGGGAGUUAACAUGCAGUAAAUAGAUAGUGUAUCAAAGGCUAAUAGUAAGUUAACAUGCAGAAACCGCUAGUUUAUUCAAGGUAUAUGCUGAUAGAGUCUGGCAGCAUCACGGUUGGUCGCGUUCUGUUCACGUACAAUGCUGUGAGAGAGGACGAGAUCUCACUGCAAAAGGGGGAGAGUGUGCACGUGCUGGGCACGAACCAGUACAAUAUGCUUCUCAUCCACCGGCCUGCCAACGACGUGUCGCCGGCGGCAGAGGGCAUGGUGCCAAUGUACGUCAUUGGGGCCAAGGAAGGAGACCGCUCCUUCAAACGUAACACGUGGCAGAUGUUCAAGCAGCUUCGCUCCCCAGGUGGAGGUGUUAGCCCACGUUCCUUUGGUGGCGGUGUCGAUGGCUCGGACCGCUUUGAGUGGAACGGCAUGAGUAGCUUUGAGUGUCGCAGCAAGACACUUCCCCUCACCAAGGAGGGGCGCACAAAGCCAAGUAGCCAGGAUUUCCUGUACGAGAUGUCCCCGAGCGUGACUGUUCCACUUGAGAACCUCACUGCGCAGGCGGGGGACGUGGCUGUGUUCACUUGCCGGAUAUGUGGCCGACCUCGCCCGAUCAUCUCAUGGACUCUCAACAACAGUGUGCCCGUAGUGGCUGACCAUCGCACCGUGAUCUUGUGUAGAGAGGAUGGCGUGGUCACUUUGCAGAUAUCUAACGUUACCCCUGCGGAUAGCGGCGAGUACGCCUGCAUAACGAACAGCGACAUCGGCGGGGCAGUAACUAGAGCGACCCUCACGGUUCUGGACCGCCCCGACCCACCAACGAAGCCGACGGUGAAGUCCCAGGUGGGGACCUCUGUACAUCUAGAGUGGCGCCCGCCCCCCACCAUGCCCUCCGGACAAAUACAGGGUUACACAAUAGAGCUGAACGAGGUGGGGCUGGAUUACUGGCAAGCCGGCAUCCCAUAUGUGCCCACGACCUCCCAGGUCUUGGGCGACCUUAACCCAGGCUCCAUUUACCAGUUCCGUGUGCGCGCCAACAAUGCAAUCGGCAUGAGCGACCCCAGCCUCCCUUCUGACUUUGUUACCAUACCAAGUGAAUCAGAGUUAACGGAGAAAGAAGACAGCAAUUUCACGACAUGGAAGACCACGUAUAGCAACGACUUUACUGAACUAGAGGAGCUGGAGAGAGGCAGGUUUGCGGUUGUUAAGAAGACAUCUCAGAACUGCUCAGGCCAGCACUUCGCCGCCAAGAUGAUCAAGAGGCGUGGAACCAGCAAGACCCUUGUGGAGACAGAGUACAACACGCUACAAAGCCUUGACCACACCGGCCUGGUGCGCGCACAUGACCUGUACGAGACCUCAGAAUACUUCGUCCUCAUCAUGCAGCUCAUGCCGCAGGGUCGUCUGUUUGACUACAUCUGCAGCACGGCCCACUUUGACGAGCUGCACGCGGGAGAGUUCACACACCAGCUACUAGAGGCAGUGCAUUACCUGCACAACUGUAGAAUCGCCCAUCUCGAUAUCAAGCCCGAAAACCUCCUUUUGGACAUCAGUAAUUCUGUUGCCAUGGUGAAGUUGGCAGAUUUUGGCGACGCCCGUCAUAUCUACAACAACUUCUAUGUACACAGUGCUUCCGGUGACCCGGAAUUUCUCUCACCAGAAAUUGUUGCCGGCGUCCCUGUGGGGCUGCUGUCAGACAUAUGGAGUAUAGGUGUUGUCCUUUAUGUGAUGUUGAGUGGAGUAUCACCCUUCCUUGACGAGAGUGAUGAGGAGACGUGCUCCAACAUUCUGCGCAACGACUACUGCUUCCCAGAGGAAUUUUUCACCGGCGUCACACCUGAGGCGAAGGAAUUUAUACGCACAUUGCUCGUAGAGGAUAUGAGCAAGCGUCCACCGGCCCAGGCCUGCCUGGAGACUUGCUGGAUCAAGAGAGCUGCAAUCCCCAGAGGGACACAGAUCAGGCCUAGGCCUAUAUGUACUGCACGACUCUCACAUUUUAUUGAUCGACGUAGGCAUCUUAUUCUUGCUUCAUCAUGAUAGCAGAAGUCAAGCUUCUUGUCACCAGAGCGACGAUGUUUGCAGUAUGAUAGUAACAACUGUCACAGUAUCCUAGCAACAACUUUCGCAGUAUCAUAGCAAGGAUUGACGCAGUGUCAUGGCAAGGAGAGUAACAGAAAUAUAAUUAAGAUUGUUGAAGAAUCACAGCAAUAUUUGUUGCAGUAUCAUUGCGACGAAUGUCGGAGUAUCAUAGCAACAGCUAUUGGAUGAUCAUAACAGCCAAUUUCAGAGAACAUAGCAACGACUCUCAUGGUAUCAUAAUAAUAACUGUCGAAUAACAUAGCAAAGGAAGGAUUUAAUUGCAAUUUAGAGAUAUGUUCUGGUAAUACAUAUGGAGGACACAUCCUGCCAAAGUGUACCUUCAUUUUUGAUCAUAUCGCAAACGUCUCUUUAUUAUUAUCUUAUGAUAAGUUGUAUUUUUUCAUUACAAUAUUAGUUACACUGUUACGAGUAUAGCAUGAAACUACUGAGGGUGUAUAUCCCAUACACAAACAGUUACUAACUGUUUAACGAUUAUAUCUCAACCGACUUCUCGAUUACUCGGGGUGUGUGGAAAUUACUCGGGGUGGAAAAUACACCAUGGGCACGUGACCGCUCUGAGCCAAUCGGAUUAGGUCAUCUUUGUAGGAGGUGAGAUAUUAAUCGAUAUCUUUUUUAGCUCACGUGAGCACAACGAGCUCAUGGUGAGCUUUUUUAUCACUUUUUGUCCGUCGUGCGUCUUCCGUAGUGCGUCGUCCAUCGUCAACAUUAUGCCUUUUAAACGCUCUAGAGGCCACUUUUUGUCUGAACUUCAUGAAACAUGGUCCAAUGAUUUGUCCCAAUAAUAUCUUGCUCGAGUUCGAAACUGGAUAAUGUGAGGUCAAAAACUAGGUCACUAGGUCUAAUUAAAGACAACGCUUGUUAACACUCUAGAAGUCACAUUUAUUGUCAAAUUUUCAUGGUCAUAAAAUUUGUCUUAAUGUUUUCUCAGCUGAGUUCGAUAAUGGCUGCGCUUAAUUGAAAAACGUGGCCGCCAGGGGGCUAGGCAGUUUUUCUUAUAUGGCUAUAGUAAAACCUUGAUAACACCAUAGAAGUCACAUUUAUGACCCAAUCGUUAUUUAAAUUGUUCAGAACAUUUGUGCUUAUGUUAGCUCGGCUGAGUUCUUAAAUCGUUCUAGUCUUUUAAAAAACAUGGCCGCCAGGGGGCGGAGCAAUUUUCCUUAAAUGGCUAUAGUGUAACCUUGUUAACACUCUAGGAUUCACAUUUAUUGUUCAAUCUUCAUGAAACUUGGUCAGAAUAUUUGUCCUAAUGAUAUGUCAGCUGAUUUUGGAAAUGGUUCCGGUCCGUUGUAAAACAUGUCUGCAAGUGGUGGGGCAAUUUUCCUUAUAUUGCUAUAUUGAAACCUUGUUAGCACUCUAGAAGUCUGGCAUUUAUAUUCCAAUCUACAUGAAAGGUAAUAACAUUUUUUAUGUUUCCCAGUAUAUACUGGGUGACAUAUUGCAUUUGCCCUGUCUGUUGGUUGGUUGGUGUGUUUGUUUUCGUCAAACUUUAACAUUUGCCAUAAUUUUUGCAGUAUUGAAGAUAGCAACUUGAUAUUUGGCAUGCAUUUGUAUCUCAUGGAGCUGCACAUUUUGAGUGGUGAAAGGUCAAGGUCAUCCUUCAAGAUCAAAGGUCAAAUAUAUGGGUCAAAAUCACUAAACUUAAACAUUUGCCAUUUCUUUUGCAAUAUUGAACAAAGAAACUUCAUAUUUGGCAUGCAUGUGUGUCUCAUGGAACUGCACAUUUUGAGUGUUGAAAGGUCAAGAUUAUCCUUCAAGGUCAAAUGUCAAAUAUAUGGGUCAAAAUCACUCAUUUACUAUACAUUAUAACUUCGUAACGACUUCUUAAAUGCAUAUGGAGCUGCACUUUUUAAUUUGUACAAUGUUAAGGUCAAGUCAUCAUGAAAGGUCAAGGUCAUCAUGAAAGGUAAAAUGUCAUUUACAAAGGUCAAUUUUUAUGUUAAAUAUGCCAAAACGUCAGUACCACUUUAUACAGAUACUUUAUAUUACACAUGCAUUUGCUACUCAUACAGCUGGACGUAUUAAUCGGCGAUAUGUCAAGGUCAAGGUCAUAUGCUUAAAAAUGCCUAUACAUUUUUUACUAUUGUGCAUAGCAUGUCAAACAUUUGCCAUAACUUUUGAAGUAUUAAACAUAGUAACUUCAUAUUUGGCAUGCAUGUGUAUCUCAUAGAGCUGAACAUUUUUAGUGGUGAAAGGUCAAGGUCAAUCUUCAAGGUCAAGGUCAUCCUUUAAGGUAAAAAAUCAAAUAUAUGGGUCAAAAUCGCUUAUUUAAUAUACAGUACACAGCAACUUCAUAUUUGGCAUGCUGGGGGCAUAGUGUUUCUCAAACACAUCUUGUUUUAUGAUAGCUUAGCUCAGUUUGAAAAUGGAUGCGGUCAGUUGAUAAACAUGGCCACCAAGGGAUUUGGCAGUUCCCUUGUAUGGCUAUAGUAAACCUUGUUAACACUCUAGAAGUCAUAUUUAUAAUAAAAUAUUCAUGAAAAUAUAUCAGAACAUUUGCUUUUAUGAUAUCUCAGCUGAGUUCCAAAAUGGUUCCGGUUUGUUGAAAUACAUUGACCGCCUUUUGGGGCGUGGCAUUUUUCCUUUUAUGGCUACAGUAAAACCGUGUUAACACUCUAGAAGUCAUAUUUGUAGUCAAAUAUGCGUGAAACUUAGUCACAUCAUUUGUUUAUAUGAUAUCUAAGCCGAGUUCCUUUAUGGUUACGGUCUGUUGAAAAAACAUGGCUGCCACGGGACGGGAUAGUUUACCUUAAAUGGCUUUAUAUUGUUUCCUUGUGUACACUCUACUUAGAAAUUACCAAUUUAUACUGUGGAUGAAAUUUAUGCAUAUUAUGGUAUUCAUGAUCUGGACAUGAAGUCAUCUGAAUAUUAAUUCUACCGAUAAGAUAUACAGUUAAAUGCCAUUUUUUUGUUCCGUUCUAAAGAGGAUUAUUAUGAUGAAGAUUGGUUGGGGAUGAAGUGCAACAAACAUAUUUAUGCCAUCUGAAAACCCUUUAUUAAAUAUUCUCAAAAUUUCAAGUAGUAAUAUUGAUUUCACAGAAAAUUACUAAGGGGAGAAACAACUGGUUAUAACUUGACUUGUGUUUGACCUCCAAUCAUAAAUGCAGGGCUUGCCAGGAAUGUUCUCUUAUCUCUCCAAUUGAACCCAUUCAGCCACCUGCUUAUCAGCAACUAAUUAAUUCUCUAUUGACUGUGCCUGAAUUGUUCUGGUACAGUAGUAUUCAUUGAUGCCUUUUGAAAUGGUAAUGUGAUGAUUGUGUAACAGGCUUGAAGCUUAAAUGCCCUUAGUCCCUAGAAAUAGGCCCAAGCUGGGAACUCAUAUCAAAGACCUUCAGACUGAUAAGAUUGGAAUACAAAUUGUUUUGGCACACAGUUUAUCGAUGAGGUCUGUAGUUUUGGUGUGAUUAUCAAAGAUGUGUGUUUUGAAUAGGGUUGAUUGUUGUUUUAAUUCGAAAUAUCAUUAGAAGGUCUGUCUGAAAAUAGUUCCAGUUUGUUUAAAAGAAAGGUCCUUUGGUGGGUUGCAGAUUUCUUUGUAUUGCUAUAGUGAAACAUUGUGAACUCUCUAUAAGUCACACUUUAUUUCAAACAUAAUGAAACAUGGUGAGAACAUAAUGUUCCUAUAAUAUCUUGAUUUAGUUUGAGAAUGGUUCCGGUUCUCUGAAGAGCAUGGUUUCCAGGGGCGAGCAAAUUUCGUCUUGUGAACCUUAUGAUAAUAUUCAUGUUUCAUGAAGUACUUUUAUUAUUUUGAACUCCACUUUCCCAGAAUAGUUUAGUUCCUUCGCGUCUCAGGUGAUUGCCUUAGGGCCCUUGUCCUCUUGUUUGUAUUAUUAGUAUGUAAGAGACGACAAUAGCAUGCCAAUUAAACCUAUUUUCUCAAUAGAUGCACACACUUGUUUAUUUACGUUUACGAUUUUAUUGUUUUGUAUGUUUUAUUGUUUUCGUAUGCAUGCAACGUUUGUUGUAUAAAUAUUUGAGCUGAUAAAAGAUUGUUAUUUUCCUGAUAUGUUUGAUAUUUAUGCAUUUUUUUAUAUUAAAACAUUUGUAUUUAUUUGCUGUGUUGCAUGGGUGAACUUUUGUGAAAUGAUCAAUUUUAAUAUGUUUACAAUAUUUUCUUCAUACGAGGCCUUUCUUUGCAAAGUCUUUGGAAUUUCAUUUCCUAUUGGUGUCUACGUAGAUUCAAACAAUUACAUAUACGUGUGCCGCGCUUUGGGAAAACUGUGCUUAAAAAAUAAGAAUAAAGUAUCGUCUUAGAUCAGUAACCGAAGCAGUUUGCAGAAGCAAGUUAGGGAUGAAACUUCCCGCUUUUAACUGAUUAACCUGGGCAAAAUUCACAUGCUUAACUGGACGGCAAAAUUAUGUCUGUAGUAAAAUAUCUGCAUUUGUUUCAAGUUAUGUUUGCAAAAUUUUGACUGUAGUUACCUAUCUACACUCUUUUGUAUUAAUGUUUGCGAAAUUCUGACUCUAGUAACCUAACUGCACUCGUAUCAAAUUUAUGUUUGCGAAAUUCUGUCUUUAGUUACCUAUCUACACUCGUAUCAAAUUUAUGUUUGCGAAAUUCUGACUGUAGUAACCUAUCUACACUCUUUUUAAAGUUAUGUUUGCAAUAUUCUGACUGUAGUUACCUAUCUACACUCGUUUAAAAUUAAUGUUUGCGAAAUUCGGACUGUAGAAACCUAUUCUGCACUUGUUUCAAAUUUAUGUUUGCGAAAUUCUGACUGUAGGAACAUAUCUGCACUCGUUUACAAUUUAUGUUUGCGCAAUUCUGACUGUAGUUACCUAUCUACACUCGUAUCAAAUGUAUAUGCAAUAAUUUAUUCUGAGAAGUGAAAGUUUAAAUAAACUGGUUUGCUUUCGUAUGCUAGUGAUUGUAGAUGUCUGCCAUGCUUAUUUAUGGUAAUAAACAAUAUAUCAGA
Molecule: messenger RNA, 7007 nt
Organism: Dreissena polymorpha
Lineage: Eukaryota; Metazoa; Mollusca; Bivalvia; Myida; Dreissenidae
Product: kalirin-like
Exons: 13
Coding region: 61-2034 (657 amino acids)
Biological process (GO): protein phosphorylation; intracellular signal transduction; positive regulation of apoptotic process
Cellular component (GO): nucleus
Molecular function (GO): ATP binding; protein serine/threonine kinase activity; protein binding
Source: RefSeq, a predicted model, not a curated record